AUGACGACGCUCGCCGCGCGCGCGUCGCUCCGCGGCGCGAGGCCGCGCGCGUCGCGCUCGCUCCGCCGCGCGAGCUCGAGGAGCUCCCGUCCCGGGGCGCGGGGCGCGCGUCUCGCCGCGCGCGCGUCGUCCGCGGGAGGCUUCGCGAGAUACGGCGUCAGGGAGGAGCAACCGGACGGGAGCUUCCUCGAGACGUACGGCAUCUCGAUCGACGGGAACGUCGGCCGAGAGACGCUGCGAUUCGCGCCCGGGUCCGUCGCGGUGUCGCUCACGAUCGCGCGCCCGCUCGGGAUCGUGUUCGAGCAGGUGGAAGGGAAGGGCGUCGUCGCGGUCGAGCUCGUGGAGGGAUCCAACGCCGCCGCCGCGGGCGCGCGCGCGGGCGACGUCCUGCGCCUCACGACCGCGGUCGCGAAGGGCAAGAGCACGGUCAAGGUGGGGAAGUGGCAGGUCGAGCCCUCAGUGGACAUGCGCUCGAGAGGGGCGAACCGCGCGGCGUACUUCGCGUGCGACGGUCGGUCGUUCGACGCGGUGAUGGACGCCGUCGUGAGCAACGGCGAGGAAGUCGAUGGCGUCGCGUCGCCGACGGUGUCCCUGCUCCUGGAGCGGCCGGCGAGCGCGUGA
Messenger RNA from Micromonas pusilla CCMP1545, 621 nucleotides. RefSeq lists its product as uncharacterized. The record is from RefSeq and is a predicted model, not a curated record. Lineage: Eukaryota; Viridiplantae; Chlorophyta; Mamiellophyceae; Mamiellales; Mamiellaceae. The coding region runs from base 1 to 621 and encodes 206 amino acids. The transcript has a single exon.